AUGCAUCAAACUGUCGAGGGGUGCUCAUCCUCGGGCCCAGGUACAAUGGAAGGAUCACUGACAGAGCAACAGCUCGGCCUCCGACAGGCAGAGGAGCGCCUUUGCAGAGAUUAUAUCCACAGACUUUUAAAACAAUCCCCAGAAUACCCGAAAUAUCAAUACAUAUGCAAGCUGUGUUCUGUUCUGAUUGAACACAUUCAAGCGGCACAUAAACACAUCAAGGAGAAGAGACACAAGAAGAACAUAAUGGAAAAACAGGAGGAGAAUGAACUGCGUGCCCUGCCACCCCCCUCUGCCUUGCAACUAAGAGCUAUCGACAAAGCUGUUAUUGAAGCAGCCAAGCAGCAUGGGAUAUCUGAGGAGGACUUUGAGCAUCGGAAAGACGUGGUUAUGAGGAUGGAGAACCUCAUAAAGAAACACCUCUCAGAUUGCAGUCUAAGUCUCUAUGGUUCUUGUCUUACCCGAUUUGCCUUUAAGACGAGUGACAUCAACAUUGAUGUCCGCCACCCAUCCACAAUGACACAACCGGAAGUCCUGAUUCAAGUGCUUGACAUCCUCAAAAACAGCACUGAAUUUUCAGAGGUUGUGUCGGACUUUCACGCCAAAGUUCCUUCCAUAAUCUGUCGAGAUGUUAAUAGUGGCCUAAUGUGCAAAGUGAGUGCAGGCAAUGAUGUUGCUUGUCUCACAACAAAUCACAUGGCAGCUUUAACUAAAAUGGAACCCAGAUUGGUUCCCCUGGUGCUGGCUUUCCGAUAUUGGGCAAGGCUAUGUCACAUUGACUGUCAGGCUGAGGGUGGCAUCCCCUCGUAUUCCUUUGCUCUCAUGGUCAUCUUCUUCUUGCAGCAGAGAAACAAGCCAGUCCUCCCUGUCUAUCUGGGCCAUUGGAUCGAAGGCUUUGAUGUGAAACGUGUGGAUGAGUAUCAUCUGACAGGAAUUCAGUCAGACAUGUAUGUGCAUUGGGAGCACAGACCUUCUAGCUCUUCAGAUGGACAGGGAGAGAAUCGAAACGAGGCUAGGGUACAAGGCAGAUCAAAACCAGAACGUCGUAAAACUGAUAAAAUUCAGCUUUCACACGGCUUGGCGCGGCUGACAUUUGAAUUGUGUGAAAGUGUGUCACUGGGACAGCUAUGGUUGGAACUCAUCCGUUUCUACACACUUGAGUUUGCAUUGGAAGAGUACACUAUCAGCAUCCGUUUAAAAGAGCAUCUAUCUCGGGAAAUGAAGAACUGGCCUCGUCGCCGGCUCGCUAUUGAAGAUCCUUUUGCCUUGAAGAGGAACGUCGCUCGAAGCUUGAACAGCCAAAUGGUGUUUGAGUACAUACAGGAGCGCUUCCGCACAGCUUAUAAGUACUUUGCCUGCCCACAGAGAAAAGGCAUUCUGGAGCAGAAAAGCAAAAUGGGUGGCAAGUAUGGAUCCAAGUUGUGCCGAGGAGAGAAGGAGGAUACUUCAGUGAGUGCUCUCAAGAUAGAGACUAAAUUAUCUAGGUUAACAGUUGACAGUGUUCAAAUGGCAUUCCGUCCAUCAAAGGAUGAUAGUGCAAUUGUAAGUGACGAUAAAGAAAAUUUAAAUCAAAAGGUUGAGAUGACGCUUGAUGGCAGCCUCAUGGAAAUGGCCCUCAGCAAAGAUAACAAAGUCGCCGAACACCUGUUAAUCCCUUUCCUUUCUGUCAACGGUUUACCGGACGAGGAAGUAAAGAGUGAGGAUGAGGCAAAGUGUUUUUCCAAAAACGAGGGGAUCACAACAGAGGAGCUUCACUACGUCUUUGAUAAGAUGAUUUUUACUGGCGGGAAGCCUCCAAAUGUUGUGUGCAGUAUUUGCAAACGAGAUGGUCACCUGAAGGAUGAGUGCCCAGAUGACUUCAAGAAGAUAGAGUUGAAGGUUCUGCCUCCAAUGGACAGCCAUUUCAGAGAGAUCCUUGAUGGGCUUUGCAAACUUUGCCACUCUGAGCUGGCACCCACACAUGCUGAGCAGCAGAAGAGAGAGCAGAUCCUUGCCAGUCUGGAAAAGUUCAUAAGAAAAGAAUACAAUGAUAAAGCUCAGCUAUGUUUAUUUGGAUCCUCCAAGAAUGGCUUUGGUUUCCAUGACAGUGACCUUGACAUUUGCAUGACUCUAGAAGGCCAUGAGACGGCAGAGAAGCUGAACUGUAAGGACAUCAUUGAAGGCCUUGCUAAAGUGCUAAAAAAGCAUACAGGUCUGAAGAACAUCUUGCCUAUUACAACAGCAAAAGUACCAAUCGUAAAGUUUGAACACAGGCAGAGCGGUCUUGAGGGGGACAUCAGUCUCUACAACACGUUGGCUCAACAUAACACCAGGAUGCUGGCUAUGUAUGCAGCUCUGGAUCAGCGUGUGCAGUUCCUGGGAUAUAUGAUGAAAGUCUUUGCAAAGCGCUGUGACAUUGGAGAUGCAUCCAGAGGAAGUCUAUCAUCAUAUGCCUAUAUCCUGAUGGUGCUUUACUUUCUUCAGCAGAGGCAACCUCCAGUCAUCCCAGUCCUCCAGGAGAUAUUUGAUGGCGCAAGUAUUCCCCAGAGAAUAGUAGAUGGUUGGAAUGCCUACUUCUUCGAUGACCUUGAAGAUCUGCAGCAGCGACAGAAUUUGUCAGGAGGGGAUGUCAACACAGAAUCUGUAGGUGAGCUGUGGUUGGGCCUCCUGCGCUUCUACACUGAAAAGUUCGAUUUCAAGGAGCAUGUCAUCAGCAUCCGCCAAAAGAAACGCCUCACUACCUUUGAAAAACAGUGGACGAGCAAAUGCAUUGCUAUUGAAGAUCCCUUUGAUUUGAACCAUAAUCUUGGUGCUGGAGUUUCUCGGAAAAUGACAAACUUUAUUAUGAAGGCUUUCAUUAAUGGACGAAAGCUGUUUGGAACUCCAUUCUACCCAGUCCAUGGGACUGAAGUGGACUACUUCUUUGAUGCAAAGGUUCUAACAGAUGGCGAGUUGGCCCCAAAUGACAGGUGCUGCAGGAUCUGUGGAAAGAUUGGACAUUAUAUGAAGGACUGUCCCAAGAGACGAAGAAUUAAAAAGAAAGAAAAUGGUGAAGAUGUCAAAGAGGACGACCGGGAGCAAAAAGACAGACGUUGUUUUCAAUGUGGAGACACUGGUCAUGUAAGGAGAGACUGUCCUGAGUAUCGCCAUCUAAAGCAGAGGACUACCGGGACACCAGCUCCUCAUAUGGUACGCUCUCUGGUGAGUUCUAAGUCCAUUACUGGCUCCCAGUUAGUGCCAGACUGCUCUGGAAGAACCAGGCUCCCCUCAGAGAGUUCAGACGGACUCCAAACUCCACCAUAUUCUCCACAGCCCACAGCUGUCUCUCAGAGUUCCCCUCAGUCCUCCAGUUCUCCCAAGCCCUCCCAAAACAAGACAAUUUCUUCAGGUCCCCACCACCAGGGCUCACUCUCCCUUUUCAAAUUUCCUUCAUCCCACUCCGGUCAAUAUCAACUUGGAACACUCGCUGCACUAGGGCCUCUCCCCUCCCACCAGCACAAGUCACACUCAUCUCAGGGUCAGCCUCACAACCCGGCUCACAUCCCUUCCCCCUCCUGGCCCAUCCACGGACCUGUCCGCGUUACAAACACAAGCAACGUCCCCUCGCCGCCCGGCUUGAAAUUCUCUCUUCGUUCGCCAUCGGGAAGCCCCACGAGCAGCCCCAACGCCAUCAACUUGAAUGAUCCCAGUAUCAUAUUCGUACAGCCGGCCGGAAGACCAAUGGGCACUGGUGGACCCGGGCAUGAAGCACACUGGCUCAACCGCUUGACGCAACCUGGCUCGCUAUUGGGAAACGGCACCGUGGUCAAGUCAGAAUUGGACCACACGAGCCAAUUUAUUGGUGUAAACCAGGGUUCUCAUCUAUGGGAGCAUCAUAAAACACACCAAUAUGCACUGUCUCCUCCAUGGCCAUACCGAAUGCCCCAGAAUUUUAUUCAGCAGGGUAGCAGUGGCUACCAACCAGGUUCAGUGGUGCAUCUGCAUCCAAACAUGCCCAUGGUUCCUCACGUCAGGCACCCAGUAAAUCUUAAUUUCAUCCAGCAGAAGAAGUGA
Nerophis lumbriciformis (worm pipefish) is the source of this 4032-nucleotide messenger RNA. The record is from RefSeq and is a predicted model, not a curated record. NCBI's taxonomy places the organism in Eukaryota, Metazoa, Chordata, Actinopteri, Syngnathiformes, Syngnathidae.